UUCGGUGUGCCGGGAAACGCGACCUCGUGUAUCGUCGUCGUCGAGAAAAGAGCGACCCCCCCACCCAAUCUCUUCUCUUUCUCUCUUGUUUUUCCGGGAAAGUGCGGGGAAAAGGAAAGGGAAAAGGCGGACGGGAAAAGAGGGAAGGACAAAAAGAGCUCGGUCGUCAUCGGUGGCGCGUCGGAUGAAAAGCAUCGCCUCCCGAGAAGAAGAAGGAGGAGGAGGAGGAGGAGAGAGCGGGGAGCCAUGAGCAGUAAUAAGUCGCCGUUCAGGGAUUCUCUCAAGGCCCUCGAAGCUGAUAUCCAGCACGCCAACACCCUGGCCUUGGACUAUCCGAGAGAAAAUGGAGCGUACCUUCAGAUGAGAUUAUCUUACAGUCCGGUUGCCCACUUAUUUCUUUUUCUUGUCCAAUGGACUGACUGUCACCUGGCUGGUGCGCUUGGGCUGCUUAGAAUUCUUAUAUACAUGAACUGUGCAGAUGGCAAGACCACUAUGUCUGUCUAUGAGAGGAAAGCAAGCAUCAGAGACUUUUAUGCAGUUAUAUUCCCUUCUCUGUUGCAACUUCAAAGAGGCAUCACAGAUUUGGAAGAGAGGAAGCAGAGACUAGUCUGUUCUGACCGGUAUCGGAAAAAGGAAGAGCUGCUUUGGGGGAAGUUCUGUGAACUUGACUUAGAAAGAGAAGAUGAGUGCGGGAUUUGCUUGGAGACGACCAGCAGGGUUAUCUUGCCUAACUGCUGUCAUUCUUUGUGUUUAAGGCGCGCACGGUCUCAGUCAUGUCCAUUCUGUAGGGAUAGUCUCAAAAGAAUCAAAUCUGAAGACCUCUGGAUUUACACAGAAAAGCGUGAUAUCGUUGAUUUGCCCACCAUUCUGAAGGAGAAUGCUAAGAGGCUGUUCAUGUACAUUGAUAACUUGCCUCUGGUCGUUCCGGACACUGUUUUUCUUCCCCACGAUACUCACUGUAGGUGAGUCAAUUGUUCUACUGUAUAGGCUUUUGAUGUACAGAGCUAGCCGAUAUUUAAAAUAAUCUUUUGAAGUGCUGAAGUCAAUCUAUUGUCACUUCAAUGGGUGUUAACUCUUGGAAUCCCUGGAGUUUUCUGAAGCAUUGCAUCUUGUUCUGCCUAA
Messenger RNA from Syzygium oleosum, 1122 nucleotides. Its product is annotated as E3 ubiquitin-protein ligase AIRP2-like. The coding region runs from base 247 to 966 and encodes 239 amino acids. Gene Ontology annotation, biological process: protein ubiquitination. The record is from RefSeq and is a predicted model, not a curated record. The transcript is spliced from 5 exons. Gene Ontology annotation, molecular function: ubiquitin protein ligase activity. NCBI's taxonomy places the organism in Eukaryota, Viridiplantae, Streptophyta, Magnoliopsida, Myrtales, Myrtaceae.